CCUCGCAGGCCAGCUGGCGGGCGCGAUCCUGGCGUCCCCCGACGGCCUGGGGCGCCAAUCCAGAGGCCUGGGUGGGAGGGGACCAAGGGUGUAGUAAGGAAGCGCCUUUUGCUGGAGGGCAACGGACCGGGGCGGGGAGUCGGGAGACCAGAGUGGGAGGAAGGCGGGGAGUCCAGGUUCCGCCCCGGAGCCGACUUCCUCCUGGUCGGCGGCUGCAGCGGGGUGAGCGGCAGCAGCGGCCGGGGAUCCUGGAGCCAUGGGGCGCGCGCGCGAUGCCAUCCUGGAUGCGCUGGAGAACCUGACCGCCGAGGAGCUCAAGAAGUUCAAGCUGAAGCUGCUGUCGGUGCCGCUGCGCGAGGGCUACGGGCGCAUCCCGCGGGGCGCGCUGCUGUCCAUGGACGCCUUGGACCUCACCGACAAGCUGGUCAGCUUCUACCUGGAGACCUACGGCGCCGAGCUCACCGCUAACGUGCUGCGCGACAUGGGCCUGCAGGAGAUGGCCGGGCAGCUGCAGGCGGCCACGCACCAGGGCUCUGGAGCCGCGCCAGCUGGGAUCCAGGCCCCUCCUCAGUCGGCAGCCAAGCCAGGCCUGCACUUUAUAGACCAGCACCGGGCUGCGCUUAUCGCGAGGGUCACAAACGUUGAGUGGCUGCUGGAUGCCCUGUACGGGAAGGUCCUGACGGAUGAGCAGUACCAGGCAGUGCGGGCCGAGCCCACCAACCCAAGCAAGAUGCGGAAGCUCUUCAGUUUCACACCAGCCUGGAACUGGACCUGCAAGGACUUGCUCCUCCAGGCCCUAAGGGAGUCCCAGUCCUACCUGGUGGAGGACCUGGAGCGGAGCUGAGGCUCCUUCCCAGCAACACUCCGGUCAGCCCCUGGCAAUCCCACCAAAUCAUCCUGAAUCUGAUCUUUUUAUACACAAUAUACGAAAAGCCAGCUUGAA
Molecule: messenger RNA, 943 nt
Organism: Gorilla gorilla gorilla (western lowland gorilla)
Lineage: Eukaryota; Metazoa; Chordata; Mammalia; Primates; Hominidae
Gene: PYCARD
Product: PYD and CARD domain containing
Exons: 3
Coding region: 257-844 (195 amino acids)
Biological process (GO): regulation of apoptotic process; inflammatory response; innate immune response
Source: RefSeq, a predicted model, not a curated record